Hansenula anomala is the source of this 486-nucleotide messenger RNA. RefSeq lists its product as uncharacterized. The transcript has 2 exons. The record is from RefSeq and is a predicted model, not a curated record. NCBI's taxonomy places the organism in Eukaryota, Fungi, Ascomycota, Saccharomycetes, Phaffomycetales, Wickerhamomycetaceae. The coding region runs from base 1 to 486 and encodes 161 amino acids.
AUGGACUUAUUAAAUCAACUUGAUGGAAAAAGGGCAAAAAUUCUUUUUCAUACAAUUGUUGGUGAUGGGCCAGUUGAAAUACACAACAAAGAGUUACUUCAAUGGUUAGCUUUGUGUUUCACAACUCUUUUUGCUGAUGAGGUGGACUUUAUGAAUGAUUUGAAUUACAAGAACUGGGCAACAUGGGAUAAAGGAUUUGAAAGAAAUGAGGUUCUAUACAAAUCAUUUCCUUGGACUGAUUUUUUAAAUGGCAAUUUUGAAAAAGCUUUUAAUAAUAUUUUCAAGAAACAGGAUGUUUUCGAGAAAUUCUUCAAAGGUGGUGAAUUAAGAGAUCUACAUGUUGAAACAAAUUAUAUCAAUAUUGAAGAUAUUUUAUUUAGAAUCUUGCCAGCCAUUAAGAUACCAAGAAAGAUUGAAAGACAUUUUGAAAAACCCAAAUUGGCUUAUAGUUUUACACUAGAUAUUGUGAGACUGAACAAACAAUGA